This is a messenger RNA of Elgaria multicarinata webbii, 1076 nucleotides long. It is a transcript of the gene C15H8orf48, whose product is annotated as chromosome 15 C8orf48 homolog. NCBI's taxonomy places the organism in Eukaryota, Metazoa, Chordata, Lepidosauria, Squamata, Anguidae. The record is from RefSeq and is a predicted model, not a curated record. The transcript is spliced from 6 exons. Bases 108 to 965 code for a protein of 285 amino acids.
CUCAUCCUGGAAAAGGAUGGCAGAGCGUCUUCUCGUCCUACUUAAGGUGUUGAUCGCUGUGGCGACCAGCUGGGCAGACAACCCCUAGGACGCAUAUAACAGAGCAGAUGGAGUUGAGUUGGAAUGGUAGCAGCUCCGUUCCAGACUAUUCAGAGGAUACAUUUGCGUCCUUCAGCGAAGGAGAGGAGGAAACCUGCCGGCAGUAUGAGAAUGACCCAUUUGAAUCUUAUUACUCUGGAGAGGAGUCGGAAUGGCCUGCUGCGUCUGAUCUGUCUGAAAGUACAUGGCAAUCAUCGAGUCAAAAUGAUGAAACAGGACAAGAACCAGAAUCAUUGGAUUCUACAGCAGUAGGAGAGUAUUUAACUAGCAAAUGGAUCCGUCUUUUGAAAGACAACGGAACUAACACUGAGCUAGCCAAAUCUACCGUUGAACCAGAGAAUGCAUUGACAGGAAUUACCGAGGUAUCUGAAGAAGAGCUUGGUCCUCUGCAAUCUUUUUGUGCCAUCAAGAUUAACCAGCUCUGUCAUCUGCCGAGCUCAGCACCAGUGAACAGGAACAAGCACAAAGAUCAGAGGCAUGAACUUACUUUAGAGAAGUCACUGACGUGUGGUUUGAACUGCAUUGUCCCUGAUCCACUAGUGAAUAGGCUCUGUCUGAAAAAUAUCAAGGAGACUAUGAAACAGUUAGCAGAAACUGAAAUACAUCAACCGUCACGAUGUCCCCACUGCAUGAAGAAAAGAGCAGAGCUGUCAAAAGCUGCUUUUCUCCGACGAAGAAAGACCUUGAUGGAACAGUUUUUGCUUCAAGAGAAACUGGAAGAACACAUAUAUACCAAAGAUUCUCUCACCCUCAUUGGAGAAAUACACAGAAGUCUUCCUAUGCUUUCUGAAGAACCCAGGAACAUAUGGCAGAAACUGAAUGAGCGAGCUCUGAAAGCCCAGUGCCUAGUUGUGUGGGAACAUUAAUCAAAGCAGAAGAGACAAAUAGGUUGAAUCCACACAAGCUGAGCAAUGAAGGAUAUUCCAGGGUUCAACUCUGCAUCCUAUUGCAGUGCAAAGAGAGCAAUAUGCUAUCAU